AUGCGCUCCAUGAAGGCGCUGCAGCAUGCGCUGAGCAGGGCCGGCAGUCACUGCUGGAGGGGAGACUGGGGUCACCUGAGCCGGAGCCCCCUCCUGCGCGGGGGCGUCCGGCACCACCUCGGUGAGGCCGCGGCGCGGGGCAGGGAGACGCCGCCCAGCCACCAGCCGCAGCGCCCGGAUCAUGAUUCGUCCGAGAGUGGCAUGCUGUCCCGCUUGGGUGAUCUGCUCUUCUACACCAUUGCUGAGGGACAGGAACGAAUCCCUAUCCACAAGUUCACUACUGCACUGAAGGCUACUGGACUGCAGACGUCAGAUCCCCGGCUCCGGGACUGCAUGAGCCAGAUGCGCCGCAUGGUUCGAGAGUCCAGCAGUGGUGGCCUCUUGGACCGAGAUCUCUUCCAAAAGUGUGUGAGCAGCAACAUUGUGCUCCUGACCCAGGCAUUCCGAAAGAAGUUUGUCAUUCCUGAUUUUGAGGAGUUCACGGGCCAUGUGGAUCGCAUCUUUGAGGAUGCCGGAGAGUUCACUGGAGGCAAAGUGGCAGCCUACAUCCCUCAGCUGGCCAAGUCAAAUCCAGACCUGUGGGGCGUCUCCCUGUGUACUGUGGAUGGUCAGCGGCACUCUGUGGGCCACACGAAGAACCCCUUCUGCCUUCAGUCCUGUGUCAAGCCCCUCACCUACGCCAUCUCCGUUAGCACCCUGGGCACUGACUACGUGCACAAGUUUGUGGGCAAGGAGCCCAGUGGCCUGCGCUACAACAAGCUCUCCCUCAAUGAGGAAGGAAUCCCCCAUAACCCCAUGGUCAAUGCUGGCGCCAUUGUUGUGAGCUCCCUGAUCAAGAUGGACUGUAAUAAAGCAGAGAAGUUUGAUUUUGUGUUGCAAUAUCUGAACAAAAUGGCUGGGAAUGAAUUUGUGGGUUUCAGCAAUGCCACAUUCCAGUCGGAGAAGGAAACGGGGGAUCGGAAUUAUGCCAUCGGCUAUUAUCUAAAGGAAAAGAAGUGCUUUCCUAAGGGGGUGGACAUGAUGGCUGCGCUAGAUCUCUACUUCCAGCUGUGCUCCGUGGAGGUGACCUGUGAGUCAGGCAGUGUCAUGGCAGCUACCCUGGCCAAUGGUGGGAUCUGUCCCAUCACAGGAGAGAGCGUACUGAGCGCUGAAGCUGUACGCAACACCCUCAGCCUCAUGCACUCCUGCGGCAUGUAUGACUUCUCGGGCCAAUUUGCCUUCCACGUGGGCCUGCCAGCCAAGUCAGCUGUGUCAGGAGCCAUCCUUCUGGUGGUACCCAAUGUCAUGGGGAUGAUGUGUCUCUCACCGCCACUGGACAAGCUGGGGAACAGCCACAGGGGCAUCAGUUUCUGCCAGAAGUUGGUGUCUCUCUUCAAUUUCCACAACUAUGACAACCUGAGACACUGUGCUCGAAAGUUAGACCCACGGCGUGAAGGGGGAGAAGUUAGGAACAAGACGGUGGUAAACCUGUUAUUUGCUGCCUAUAGUGGAGAUGUCUCAGCCCUUCGAAGGUUUGCCUUGUCAGCCAUGGACAUGGAACAGAAAGACUAUGACUCCCGCACAGCCCUGCAUGUUGCUGCAGCUGAAGGACACAUUGAAGUUGUGAAAUUUCUGAUCGAGGCUUGCAAAGUGAAUCCUUUUGUCAAGGACAGGUGGGGCAACAUUCCCCUGGACGAUGCUGUACAGUUCAAUCACCUGGAGGUGGUGAAACUGCUUCAAGAUUACCAGGACUCCUACACACCCUAUGAGAACCAGGCUGAAGUAGCAGCUGAGGCUCUGUCUAAAGAGAACUUAGAGAGCAUGGUGUGA
This is a messenger RNA of Pipistrellus nathusii (Nathusius's pipistrelle), 1809 nucleotides long. The record is from the annotation of a GenBank genome assembly. Lineage: Eukaryota; Metazoa; Chordata; Mammalia; Chiroptera; Vespertilionidae.